Messenger RNA from Aspergillus affinis, 1143 nucleotides. RefSeq lists its product as uncharacterized. Bases 1 to 1143 code for a protein of 380 amino acids. The record is from RefSeq and is a predicted model, not a curated record. Lineage: Eukaryota; Fungi; Ascomycota; Eurotiomycetes; Eurotiales; Aspergillaceae. The transcript is spliced from 6 exons.
AUGAGCGACAAACCCCCUGAUGACCCUACCCGAUGGUAUCCCCUCGGCCAGUACGUCGAAGACGACGACAACUACAUGGGGAAGCGCGACGAUGACACCCAAACUUUCACUCUGGCUCGCAGCGACAUGGCAGCACUGAACCGGUUCACUCAAACAGGUCGAAAGCUUCCUUUGUCUCGCUCCAGCUACCAGACUCAGAUGGGUCUUACCAGCGAGUCUGAGCUUACGACCGAUGUCUGGAAUGCAGUUGACAAGAUGCUUGUUAGUUUUAAGACUAUCAACGGCGAUUGCAACAAUUUUUUACUCGACGACGGCGACAACAAGGGCACCUGGGCUAAGGCCGUUGAUGCGAUGCUCGAGGCAGUCAAUGCCUACAAUGAAGCCGAUAACGAAGACGACAAAAACGAGCAGAAGGAGUUGGUCAGAGAGUAUGCGAACAUGCAGAUGAAAGAUUGCACCGACCUCGCAACUGCGGCAGAAACAGUUGAGACCGAGCUGGGUGACUUUCAGACCCGAUGCUCGAGCUAUGCCACCGACCUGUCGGGCCAUGAGAAAACGCUGCAGAAUCUUCUGGACCAGGAGUAUGGUGACAUCGAAGAUAUCAAAGCAGACAUCGAAAAGCAGACCGCCCUGAUCAAGUCCAAGCAGAGCAAUAUCAAUGCAGGCGAGAAAAGCCCUUUCGUUGGUGCCAUCGCCGCUGCCAUUGUCACUGCGGUCAUGGAAGGGGACAUUGCCGACUUGACCGAUGCGAUCAUGAAGUUGCAGGACAUCAUCACCUCGGACCAGGAGAAGAUUCGGAUCGUCGGGUCUGUGCAAGGCCAUGUCACCAACAUGAAGACCGAAGUCCAUGACCUCAAUGAAAUUCUUAACCCUGCAAUACAAACGCUUGGAAAGCUGAAAGGAGCCUGGCAAACUAUGGGCACCAUGCUGCAGGCGCUGAACGACGCUUUUAACAAGCCAAACGACGAGAUUGACUACCCAAGCAUCGUGAAGACAGAGCUUGACAAGAUCCGUCGGAAGUGGAACGAUCUUGGGGUCUAUACGAAACAACACCAGGAAGUUGCAUAUCUGACCGACGAGCCCAAGGAGACUAGCCUCCAAGACUACGUGGAUGAGUUGAACUCGAACUCGAUGAAGAAUUAG